AGACGGGUUCUCUGCUGUCUCGUCUCCACUGUGGACAUGAGGACAGUACUAACUGUUUGCUUCUCCUUGCUGUGCCUCAGUGCCGCCUCACUGGCGUUAACCCGCGAGUACUACAUUGGCAUCAGGGAAGUCGAAUGGAAUUACGCUCCCAGCGGCAAAAACGUCAUUGCUGGCACUAAGAUCGACAAGGACGAGCAUGCAUCUGUAUUCCUGAAACGUGGUCCAACCAGGAUAGGAAGUGUGUACAAGAAGGCCGUGUAUCUGGAGUACACUGAUGGCAAUUACACCAAGGAGGUUGCAAAGCCAGAAUGGCUGGGAUUUCUGGGACCUGUUAUUAAGGCAGAGCAAGGAGACACCAUCAUUAUUCACCUGAAGAAUUUUGCUCUUCGGCCUUAUUCAAUACAUCCUCAUGGUGUCACCUACACAAAAAGCAAUGAAGGUGCAUUUUAUCCCGACAACACCACGAAUCUGGAGAAACGGGAUGAUAUUGUAAACCCCGGUAAAAAUUAUACCUACCACUGGGAUUUAACACAAGAUCAAAGCCCAACAAAAGAUGACUUUGAAUGUUUGUCAAGAAUCUAUCACUCACACAUCGAUGCUCCCAGGGAUAUUUCAACUGGACUUAUUGGACCAUUGAUCAUUUGUAAAAGAGGUGUUUUAACCAGCAAGAAGAAACAAUGGGCGAAUGAAGAGUUUGCCUUGCUCUUCUCUGUAAUGGAUGAAAAUGACAGCUGGUACCUGGAUUACAAUAUCAAACACUACUGCACUACCCCAAAUAACGUGGACAUAAAUGAUGAAGAUUUUAUUGAAAGUAACAAAAUGCACUCCAUAAAUGGAUACGUCUAUGGGAACCUGCCUCAUCUAUCGAUGUUUACUGGGGAUAAAGUGGUUUGGUAUCUCUUUGGGAUGGGGAACGAGGUGGAUAUCCACUCAGCAUACUUCCAUGGGCAGAUGCUGGUUACUGCUGACCGCCGCACUGAUACCAUCAGUCUAUUCCCUGCCACAUUCGUUACUGCUGUAAUGGUGCCCAACAAUCCCGGAAAGUGGCUUCUCAGUUGUCAAGUCAAUGACCAUGUUGAAGCUGGAAUGCAGGCCUUGUUUGAAGUUGUUGACUACGAGAAGAAAACCAAAAAGCCAGCAAGUAAAGGAAAGGAAAGGCAAUAUUACAUUGCUGCAGAGGAAAUAGUAUGGGACUAUGGACCUUCAGGCAUUGACCAAUUCACAGCAAAGCCUCUGGACAAUCCACAUGGAGAUGCUGUGGUGUUCUUUGAAAGAGGAGAAACAAGAAUUGGAGGAAAAUACAUAAAGGCAGUUUACAGAGAAUACACAGAUGAAACUUUUAAAAAGCUCAAGCCCAGGACACCUGAUGAGGAGCAUCUUGGAAUACUUGGACCCAUCAUUAAGGCAGAGGUUGGAGAUAACAUCAAGGUGACCUUCUGGAAUAACGCCAGCCAGACCUACAGCAUGCAACCUCAUGGACUAUUCUACGAGAAAGAUGUUGAGGGAGCCAAUUAUCAGACUAACACCACAGAAUUUGUGGGGCAACCAUCUCGAUCUCCUCAUGUGAUGCCUGGUCGCACGUUCAUUUAUCAGUGGAGUGUCCCCAAAGAGUAUGGGCCUGGCAGCAGUGACCCUGACUGCCAGACUUGGCUCUAUUACUCAGCCGUGGACUCCAUCAAGGACAGCAGUUCAGGUCUGAUUGGACCUCUCAUCGUGUGCAGGAAGAACGUACUGGACUCACGGGGAAAACAGAAAAAUGUGGACAAGGAAUUCUACCUGAUGGCGACAGUAUUUGAUGAAAACCUAAGCUGGUAUUUAGACAGCAACAUCAAGAGAUUUACAACUAAACCCAAAGCUGUAGAUAAAGAGGACGAAGACUUCCAAGAAUCAAACAAAAUGCACGCAAUCAAUGGAUACAUGUACGGCAAUCAACCAGGACUGCAGAUGUGCAAGGGAAACUUAGUGCACUGGCAUCUGAUGGGCCUGGGGUCAGAGGUCGACAUCCAUGGGAUUUACUUCCAGGGCAACACCUUCACAAGCCGAGGGACGCAUAGAGACACAAUGAAUCUGUUUCCACACAUCUCAACCACCGUCGCCAUGCAGCCAGAUAGUUCAGGCACAUUUGAAAUUUCCUGCAAGACCACAGAUCACUUCGCUGGAGGAAUGAAACAGUUUUAUACAGUGAAUAAGUGCUCCCUGUUCAACUUUCCUUCAUUUUCUCACCAUGAAAAGACGUACUAUAUUGCAGCGAUUGAGAUCGAAUGGGAUUAUUCACCCUCAAGGAAUUGGGAACGGCAACGGCAUAUAUUUCAUGAAGAAAGUCCCGGCGAGGCUUAUGUAGUUCAAGGAAAUGUGACAAUUGGUUCCAAGUAUAAGAAAGUCGUUUAUCGGGAAUAUACUGAUAAGACAUUUACCAAACAAAAGGAAAGAACUAAAGAGGAGCAACACCUGGGAAUUCUAGGUCCUUUACUUCAUGCAAACAUGAAUGAUAAGCUCAAAAUUGUCUUCAAAAACCUCGCUUCAAGGCCAUAUUCUAUUCAUUCACAAGGAGUGAAGGAAGAAAGCCCUACGGUUAAAUACACUCUUCCAGGUGAGACAGAAACGUAUAUUUGGAAGAUUCCCGCUCGAUCUGCCCCUACAAAUGAGGAAUCCCGGUGCAUUCCAUGGGCUUACUACUCAACUGUAGAUCCAAUUAAGGAUUUGUACAGCGGCCUGAUAGGGACUCUGGUAACCUGUCGGAAGAACUUCUUGGAAAAAAUUGGUUUGAAGAAAUCAGAGUACAAGGAGUUUGCUCUUCUCUUCCUGGUGUUGGACGAGAAUCAGUCAUGGUAUUUGGAUGAGAAUAUUAAAAAUUACUGCUCCACGCCGAAGCAAGUUGACAAAGAAGAUGAUGAUUUUAUUGAGAGCAACAAAAAACACGCUAUUAAUGGGAGGCUCUAUGGAAACUUGCUUGGAUUGGAUAUGUAUGUGGGUGACAAAGUAGUUUGGUAUCUCACUGGCAUGGGCAAUGAGGUGGACAUGCACACAGCUCAUUUCCACGGACACAGCUUUGAAUACAAGAUGAAUGGAGUCCACCAUGGAGAUGUUUACGAUCUUUUCCCAGGAACGUUCCAAACUGUGGAAAUGCUUCCACAACAUCCAGGCACCUGGCUCCUCCACUGUCAUGUAACAGAUCACAUCCACGGGGGCAUGGAAACAACAUAUACAGUCCACAAAAAACCAGAAAAAGGGAGCAGCUUUUUAUCGUUCGGGAAGUUGUUUGGUUCCAACUAAUUAGGAUCAGUUGAAGAUUGUACAGAUAUCUUUCGCAGCUCGAACUCCAGCUAAUGACUUCAAUCUCAUGCAAAAGGAUGUUGCAUUGGAAGUGUUGCUGAGAUUGUUACGUGGACCCCGUUGUCGACAAGUGUCUAAUAAAAUUUUUAAGUCCA
Amblyraja radiata (thorny skate) is the source of this 3428-nucleotide messenger RNA. It is a transcript of the gene cp, whose product is annotated as ceruloplasmin. NCBI's taxonomy places the organism in Eukaryota, Metazoa, Chordata, Chondrichthyes, Rajiformes, Rajidae. Bases 37 to 3273 code for a protein of 1078 amino acids. Gene Ontology annotation, biological process: iron ion transport. Gene Ontology annotation, cellular component: plasma membrane. Gene Ontology annotation, molecular function: copper ion binding; oxidoreductase activity. The transcript is spliced from 20 exons. The record is from RefSeq and is a predicted model, not a curated record.